Dreissena polymorpha is the source of this 2242-nucleotide messenger RNA. RefSeq names its product gamma-aminobutyric acid type B receptor subunit 2-like. Gene Ontology annotation, cellular component: membrane; G protein-coupled receptor heterodimeric complex. The transcript is spliced from 14 exons. NCBI's taxonomy places the organism in Eukaryota, Metazoa, Mollusca, Bivalvia, Myida, Dreissenidae. Gene Ontology annotation, molecular function: G protein-coupled GABA receptor activity. The record is from RefSeq and is a predicted model, not a curated record. Gene Ontology annotation, biological process: G protein-coupled receptor signaling pathway; gamma-aminobutyric acid signaling pathway. Bases 18 to 1658 code for a protein of 546 amino acids.
UUGACAAUUUCCAUUUCAUGAUGCAAUACAACCACAUAACACUGGUCACAAAGGCUGUUGUCGGAAACACUAAAGACAUUCCUAAUAUUAUUACAACUAUAAAGACUUUCGAUGUCAGGAUCAUUUUUGGAUCUUUUCUGGAUUCAUACACUUGGACUGAAAUAAUUUGUGAGGCCUUCAAGCAAGGAUUAUACGGACAGCGGUACGUGUGGAUCUUUUUUAACAGAUUGAUUGAUGAAUGGAAAUAUAAGGAUUGCUUACCUGAGCAGUAUCAAAUCGAUGUCAACGGUCAUUUCUUUGGACUGUACUUGAGCAAUAUGCUGAUAAUUAGUUCAUCUCCCGAGCCAACUAUAACCGGACGGACUUCAGAAGAAGAGUUGGCAUGGAGUUAUGACGUAUUAGGCGGCUGGGAUGAUUACGUACCAUUGGUGUUGGAUACGGCAUGGGCACUUGCUCUCGGUCUCAACAACAGUAUUGAAUACCUUCAUGAGGAGGGACUGUCCCUGAGUAACUACUCUUAUAGUGAACAACAUCUUGCUGCCAUCAUGAAAGGAAUGGACGAUGUCGCGUUUCUUGGCGUCUCGGGGCCGGUGUCCUUUGAGUUACACGAUCGUCUCGGCAUCGCGUACAUGAAACAGCAUUUUGCGAAUUCCACAAGGUACAUUGCAUCUUAUGAUGUUAGAAACGAUUCUCUAAAUUGGUUAGUGCCACACGAUUCCAUCUGGAAAGAUAAUUUCAUCCCAGCUGAUUCUUGUCUUACAAUUCACAAAGAGAAGCUAAUCCCUAAGUCAUUAUACGUGACUCUUUGUGUAUUAGCUGGAGUUGGAAUCUUCGUCACAAUCUUUUGCUUCGUCUUCAAUGUUGUUUGGAGAAAAAACAGGAUAGUGAAAAUGUCAUCACCAAAUAUAAACAGCGUAAUACUUAUUGGCUGUUUACUGCUGUAUGUAUUUAUAAUUAUCAAGACAGCGGCAUCGGCAACCAAAGCAAUUUGUGCGGUACAAUUGUUUUGCUUCUGGAUUGGUUUCGCUACCACAUUUGGAUCCAUGCUUUCCAAGACUUGGAGAGUCUACAGAAUUUUCACAAAUAAAAAAAUGAAACUAAACAUGUCCAUUAGGGACACUCAUCUACUGGUCAUCAUUGGUUUAGUCGUUACAAUGGAAACGAUAGUGUUGACAGUUUGGGAGUGUUUGUCCCCACUUCGAGUAGACAGGACGCAACUGGAUAGAGAGAUGACCACAGACGGUCAGCACGAGAUAGUAAUGAUUUACCCUGUUUGUGAGUCGGAACAAGCCUACUAUUUUAUCUGGACUCUUCGAAUAAUGAAUGGUACUCUCCUGGCAUUUGGAGCUUUCUUGGCUUGGGAAACCAGACACGUUCAUAUAGACGCCCUAAAUGACUCCAAGACGAUCGGAAUAUGUGUGUACAACGUUGUCAUUCUGAGUGCUGUGGAGCUGUUGCUGUCGCUGCUUAACCAGGAUAAACCAGUUGAGCUGCUUGGAAUCACUUCCGUGUGCCUUUUCGCCGGAACUUUCGUCUCGGAGAUGUUGAUAUUUCUCCCAAAGAUGUUAGCUGUUUACCGGAACCCGACUGCAACCUCACAGACAGCAGUGAAAACUAUAGAAACCAUGCACCCUGAACAUAGCGACACUGCACUUUGAAAAGUCACACAUUAUUUACCCGAACAGGGAAAUGCAAAUAAAUGGAACUGACGACGAGAUAUAUAAACAACACAAAUGAAAUAACUAAGGGAUUGGAUAGACAUGUCAAAAUACGAUUGCUACGAGAUUGGAAUUACAACACUUAUUGGACACACGACACGAAUUGAUUGAAGUAACAUAUAAAUAAAUGUUAUAAAUUAUAAGAUUUAAUUAUAAUUGUCAGUUUGGACAUGAUAAAUGAUUGUUGCGUCAUUUUCCUGAACUGUACAAUGGUGAGCUGAAUAUUACACUAUACGACGUUAUUACAAAUUUUAGUUUAUACUCGUUUGCUUUCAUUUAAUCAUGCCUAAAAAUGUAUCAAUGUUUGUGUUCUGGUUUGUGUCCAACUUGAAAAAAGUUUAAUUGUGAUACCAUGAAAAGUUAUCGCUUUAACUACUAUUUCAUUGCAAGUGUAAUGCUAAGGGGUUCAUUUUAACUUACACCUGAAUGCUGAGCCAAUUUUCCCAUUUUUUAUACGUUGUAUGUAUUUGUUGUGCAUUUUAACACCCUGAAUAGUACAUUUAUUUUAUGCCACAAUAUUUGGA